GACAUGCCUGUAAACACGCCCCGCUACACUUUUUAUUUAACCCCCGGCUGCUCCAGUUUAUUUGUUGAUGGGUUUACCGCACUUGACAACUCGUUCAAUUACGUCGUCCGCACACAUGAUUGCGAAGGGGCGGUUUUAUCCCAGGAAGCAAAACACAGUUAACAGGGUGUCGUGAAUGUGGGCUCGAGGCACUUUCCCGUGCGCACUUUGCGCUUUCUCCUACAAAAACAACAAAAACAAGAGAGAGAAACAUUGAGUGCAGCUUCAGGGUUGAAACCACGCUGUGACGGCUGAUGUAGUUCAGGUGGGUGUGUCCCUGAACGCAGCAGACUGCCCCUUGCCUCAGACUGCUUGGCACGACACCAGAUUUACACAAAUCAAGUUUCCAGCAGCUUCAGGAGGGUCAGUUGUGAGUUAUUCAACAGAAAUGUCUCACAUUCUUCUUCUUCUUCUUCUGACUUUUGAGACUGCGGCAUUAGAAGGUCACACAGAGAUAAAAGUGAGGUCUGGACAAGAUGUCACUCUUCACUGUCAGGAUCCCAGUGGUGUAAAUAUCACCCUGUUAGAGUGGAGCAUACCUGAGAUUAAGAGAGACGGAUACGUCUUCUUCUACCGAAACGGGCGCACAUCCGAAAACUACCAGCAUGUGCGUUUUAAAGGCCGAGUGGAGCUGACAGACCCGUCUAUGAAAAACGGAGAUGUUUCUGUGACUCUGAAGAAUGUCAACAUCAACGAUACAGGAAUAUAUGAGUGUCGGAUUAGAACCAGUGAUCUCAGCAGCGGUCAGAGAGUCCAGAGUGAGUCUAGGAAGUCCAUCAACCUCACAGUCAUAGACUCUGGAGAUCCGACUGUAGAACACAAGGACACGCAUGUUUUAAUUAUCAUUAUUGUUGCAGUUGUAAGUUGUCUUAUUGUUGGUGUUUGUGUUGCUGUAUUUUUUCACAGAAAACUGCAAUCAUCAACACACAGCAACUCUUAUGAACAUCCAUCUGAAAUGUUAAACAGUUGAUCUGAAAUGUUUGAGACGACGUGUGAAGCAUUGUUAUUUAGCGAGCAGACAGCAUAAACAAAGCUUCUGUUGACGGCACUCAUCUCACAGCAACAAGGGUUCGAUGCACCGCUCCUCUGAUCUCGAGUCACAUUCGGGAGUCAUGUUCACCCAACAACCAUUAAAAGUAACAUUACAUCAGUACUGUGGCUGCAACAAGCUUUUUAUAGACUUUAAAUCUGUUUAUUUUUCUUCUCCUUUAUUCUUUUAAGCUGUAACUUUAUUCUGUGCAGUUUUCUGCAAAGCUUGAUUUUACUGUGAGAACAGACAGCAGGUGGGUGUAGUGGAGCUUUUAGCAGGUAGAGAGGUGGAGGAGACGAGUAGAUCAGUUUAUGUAAGCUCUGAUUAGACGGGGCAUUAAAAUGGGGCCACAGUAGCAUGGUUAGCAAGUUCUCUCAGUUAGUUAAGCACUUUAUUAACUUUAAGUUUUUAUGUUACACUUUUAAACACUUUAUUUUAUGUAUUUCUGUUUGUGGCAACUGCAGCCAAUCAGCCACCCUCCUGCUUUCUGUCCAUCGCCCCCACUAGAUAAAAAUAAUGAAUCAAUGUAAUCUAAUAUGUGAUUCUAAUUUUAAAUAAUAUUUAUUUAAAAAAACAUACAAACCAUUAUCAUAAUGGUUUUAUUGCGUUAUUAUAUGAGUUGUGGAAAGUUCUGAGUUGGAUCUGUAAAUAUCAGAAACCUUAUCAGUGAUUCAAAUUCAGCUGAUCUCAUGUUCAGAUCACCACCUCAGGCACUGCUGUUUUUAGACUUCUGUCAUGACGUCUUGUUCUUGUUCGUCUGUGCAAAAUACACAGUUGAUCUUUCAGUGUUUUACAUUUUCAGGAGUUGACAUGAACAUUAUUCUGGUGAAUAGAGAGAAUUUUCAAUCUGAAGACUUUUUAACACAAUCUGCGUCCGUAGGCGCUUCCACUACAGUUCAGCUCGUUUCCUGUUCUGAUGCCUCAGGAUCUCACCCUUUCUCCUGAUCUUCAUCCUCGCCUGUUGUGCUGCCUUCAGGCAUUGAAACUCUUCAGAAAACUGCUCAGUCGUGAAGUUUAGGUUGGUUUUAAAUCUAAUUUGUUUGUCAUUUGUACGUUUGAGGUGUGUGGUGAGGCUGCAGAGCGCUCUGUGGCAGAAGUCAUUGGGACUUCCUCUGAGAUCUAAAAGCAGCAGCUGCUCUGAAAACAUUCCAGAGGUUUCUGAUUUUUAUCGAUCCGUUCUCAGAACUUUUCAGAAUUUAUGUCUUUGACUAGUGUACUCAGUGUUAAUGUUUCACUUGUUUUUUGUUUUGUUACCCACGACUGAUCACACCACUGUCAGUAUAAAUGUUGUGGAUCCAAUCUGACUGUGACAGAGUGAUGAGUUCAUUGUAAAUAUCCACUGUCAAAAAAAAGAGAAUAAAAAGGAUAUUUGAAGAUCAAAAGGGGACAGUGCAAUGAGCAAAAUGAAAGUGGAAGAAGACGGAUGGAUGUUCAAAACUAAAACCUGAAUAAAUGAAAGUGAGCAGGACAAGAGGUCAUAUCAGGAAUUUGAAGGAAGAA
Oreochromis niloticus (Nile tilapia) is the source of this 2569-nucleotide messenger RNA. Its product is annotated as coxsackievirus and adenovirus receptor homolog. Bases 428 to 1009 code for a protein of 193 amino acids. Lineage: Eukaryota; Metazoa; Chordata; Actinopteri; Cichliformes; Cichlidae. The transcript is spliced from 5 exons. Gene Ontology annotation, molecular function: signaling receptor binding. Gene Ontology annotation, biological process: regulation of cytokine production; T cell receptor signaling pathway. Gene Ontology annotation, cellular component: external side of plasma membrane. The record is from RefSeq and is a predicted model, not a curated record.